Messenger RNA from Folsomia candida, 1781 nucleotides. RefSeq lists its product as uncharacterized. The coding region runs from base 559 to 1659 and encodes 366 amino acids. NCBI's taxonomy places the organism in Eukaryota, Metazoa, Arthropoda, Collembola, Entomobryomorpha, Isotomidae. The transcript is spliced from 4 exons. The record is from RefSeq and is a predicted model, not a curated record.
CAACUAAAGUAUCCUGAACACAAAUCUGAAGAAAUUUUUGAAAAAUAUUCAAUAGCAAAAAAAGUUAUAAUUAUGCCCGUAUUGGGGUAUUGUUCGUAUUUUAGCGAGCGAAGCGAGCAGGUUAGGUUAGUUUAACUAGGUAGGCGAAAAGCGUGGAAUUUUUACCUACUAGUGCUACCUAGGAGAGCUAGGUAGUAGUGCUACCUAGGAGAGCUAGGUACUAGUGCUACCUAGGAGAGCCGGAAACUAGAAAUCUCAUCUUACCCCGAAAAUUUGAUUUUACCCCAAAAAAUUAAUUCCUGACAGGGGGGAAGUGAGACAAAGUCUUGGAAUUCUCUGAACAACAAGAAGAACAAUUUGUAUACAAAAUUUCAAAAAUUUGUAACUUUUUUGCUAUUGAAUGUUUUUUAAAAAUUCCUUCAGAUUCUUAUUCAGGAUACUUUAGUUAGUCAAGAAAAUCAUUUUCAUGAAAAUCUAAGACAAAAAAAUAAUUUUUAUAAAAAAUUUCAAAAAUUUCUAGAAAUUUCAGUUUUUGAGACCGCGACGAAAAAAAGGACAAUGGAUCUCCCUGCGGUAUUAGACCAUGUCAAGAAAUUAUCUCAACAGAUUAUCCAGUUGGAGGAAUUUAUUGGAUUAAAGUUUGGGGCAGAUUAUAAAGAGUUUAAAGAUUUCAAGCAGGCCAAUCCGAAAAUGACCAUCAAACUAAUACCCACACCGGUCGUCGAGGAAGAGGAACCAAUAAAUCAUUCUCAUAAUUUGGCCCGUCGUGAGCAACUUGACCAAUAUCAUGUCCCUAUUUUGCAUAAUAUUGGAGGGGAUGACGCAAAUAUGUCUGGCUGUCAGGACCUGUGUCAAAUCAAGAUGGAAGACUGUGGAGACGACCAAGAGAAUGAGGAGGAGGAGGAAAUAGAACUAAACCCAAGAUGGUGUGAAGAUAGUGAUGAAGAUAUUGGCAAUUUUGUUGUUAAUCUUCCAAACUCAGGGUACACGUUCCACGAGGUCAAAAAUGACUUAAACUUCCAUGCUGUCAAGGAAGAAAAAAAGCAUGAAAUAGUGGAAAAUCCUUUGCAUGUACAACCCCCGCAAACUCGAAACGCAAUCAAAUUAAGAAAUCCAAGAAAACAAUCUCACAAGGUUUUGACCACCGGACUUAUCAAAGAUCUUGUCCAGGAAAUGACUCCGCCAUCACAAGUGCCUCUUCCUUCCGCAACCCCGAAUAGGCUAAUUCCAACUCCAGCCAAAAGAAAGACGAAUAAUCAAAAGAAGAUUAUGCCACGUUUAAAUACCUUACAAUCAAAAAGAAAAAGUAUAUCAAAGUCUUUCAUUUCAGUCACCAAGGUCACUCCUAGGCGUAGAACUAUCUCUGCAUACCAUAAUGACGACCUACAAGACCCACUUCGCCACGCUCAAUUUGGUGUACGUUACCAUAAGGGGGCUAAACGCGUUUGGCUGAUGCAUGACAACCAUGCCUUCCGGCUGCGUAAGGUUGAACAGAGUGGAAGACGAUACUGGAGAUGUCAGGAUGCCGAAUGUCCAUCAAGAUUCAACCAAACUUUUACAGGGGGUGGGAAACUUAAUUCGCCACACACGCAUCCCCCAUUGACUGUGUGGGAGGGAAGCAGGAUUGACGCUAUUAUGGGCAAGUCCGAGAACACUUAACUUCUGAAAAUAUUUGAAGCGACGACGUUUAUGUAGUACAUUUGCUUACAAAACGAGAUUUAUUAUGUAUGAAAUUGAUGUUUCUUUUAAACAAAACUCGAAUAAAUUGCUCAUUAAAAGAA